AUGGCUGAACGCGCUGCUCCCCUCCGUCUGGGCUCUACUGCCCCUGACUUCGACGCCGACACCUCCAACGGCCCUAUCAACUUCCACAAGUUCAUUGGCGACAAGUGGACCAUCCUCUUCUCCCACCCCGAUGACUUCACUCCCAUCUGUACCACUGAGCUCGGUGCUUUCGCCAAGCUCGAGCCCGAGUUCACUGCUCGUGGUGUCCAGCUCAUUGGCCUGAGCGCCAACAACACCGAUUCCCACCAUGCCUGGAUCAAGGAUAUCGAUGAGGUCUCCGGCUCCCAGCUCAAGUUCCCCAUCAUCUCCGACCCCGAGCGCAAGGUCGCCUAUGCGUACGACAUGGUCGACUUCCAGGACACCACCAACGUCGACUCCAAGGGUAUGGCUCUGACCAUCCGCUCCGUUUUCAUCAUCGACCCCGCCAAGAAGAUCCGUCUGAUCAUGACCUACCCCGCCUCCACUGGCCGUAACACCGCCGAAGUUCUCCGUGUUGUUGAUGCUCUCCAGCGCACCGAGAAGUACGGUGUUACUUGCCCCAUCAACUGGCUCCCCGGCGAUGACAAUGUGCUUCCUCCUCCCAUGAAGACUGAGGACGCCGAGGCCAAGUUCGGUGAAGUCCGUACGGUCAAGCCUUACCUUCGCUUCGUCAACAUCAAGGAGUAA
Messenger RNA from Penicillium canescens, 666 nucleotides. RefSeq names its product peroxiredoxin. Lineage: Eukaryota; Fungi; Ascomycota; Eurotiomycetes; Eurotiales; Aspergillaceae. Gene Ontology annotation, biological process: cellular oxidant detoxification; cellular response to oxidative stress; cell redox homeostasis. The record is from RefSeq and is a predicted model, not a curated record. Gene Ontology annotation, molecular function: peroxiredoxin activity. The transcript has 4 exons. Gene Ontology annotation, cellular component: cytosol; mitochondrion. Bases 1 to 666 code for a protein of 221 amino acids.